Molecule: messenger RNA, 2684 nt
Organism: Cephus cinctus (wheat stem sawfly)
Lineage: Eukaryota; Metazoa; Arthropoda; Insecta; Hymenoptera; Cephidae
Product: prion-like-(Q/N-rich) domain-bearing protein 25
Exons: 14
Coding region: 611-2584 (657 amino acids)
Source: RefSeq, a predicted model, not a curated record
AUAAAAAUUAUAAUUACGUCCGGCUUCUCACAAUCUAAAUUAUGCACAUAAUUUCACGAUUCAUAAGGAUCCGUCGUUGAACCGAGACUCGAUUCGCGUUGUCCGUGACAUUAUCGGUCGUUCCUUCGAACGUACAAGGGUUAUUUUCGGUAUAGGGGUUGUUAACCUUUAGGAGAACUUUCACUGAUUAGAUCACGUGUAAAAUGUCCUUGACCUCGACAAUAAAACAAUCUUCAAGCGGAAGUGACGUAAGAACUGAAUGCAUUAAUUAAAACCCCAGUUAGUCCCUCAUAAGUCAUAGAAAUGUCUGGAAAGAUCAUUCUUUUUCUUUUCUCCAUUACACAAUGACCGAUGACCUUUUUUUCUAACACUUCUAUCGGAGGAUUCAAGUCAUUCGAUAAGUAAUGACAAUAGCUCAGUAGACAGCUGAAAGAGUCUGUCUUGGAUAAGAUUAGAAAAACGUUAAAUGGAAGUGUCAAAGUUAUUCGUAUCAAUCGUUAUAGAUAUAUAAUCCGAUAGCGUUGCAGGUGUCGAAGAUUUGUCCGUCGGCUCGGUAAUUGUUCUCAGUCUUAAUUCAAGCGGAGAACAGUUGAUAGGAAAGACUCGCAAGAUGCUGCACCUCAGUAAUUACCUGGUGUGUCUAGUGAUUUUCUUUAGCGUCUCGCUAGUACAGGCAUCGACCAAGAGCAUCGCCGAACAGGAUGCGGAAGUUUUUUCAGAAAUUGCUCUCAGGGAAUCAAACUGGGAAUGCAAAUCCGACAGUGACUGCAGCGCGACUAAUAGCAGCUGCGUAAACGAUCGCUGCAGUUGCAAUGGUGGUUACAUCUUUAAUGUGGCCAUGACGGCCUGCCUUAAAAUUGCAACUUCAUACGGUGACGAAUGCGAGGAAACUUUACAAUGCACUAAUUAUCUAUUGACCGGUGCAAGUUGCACUGAUAAUAUAUGCGUCUGUGGCGAUGGCUAUCAUUAUAUUCAUGGGCGAUGUUAUGUUACUUCUGGCCUUUUUGAGGAAUGUGAUUCAGACGUUAAUUGCUAUGUUAAUGCCGACAUAGAAGCUACUUCUUGUGUCAAUGGUACUUGUCAGUGUAGCGAUGGCUUUUAUCAACGAGAAUAUCGUACCUGUAGAAGAGGAGGAUACGCUGUCGGAGAUGAUUGUAUGAUCGAUAACGAUUGCUUGUUCGAAAACGCCUACUGUAAUUCGAGUAACGUUUGUGCUUCGACUAACGCAGUUGCAACAUCAACACGACGUCGAAGGAAUACUGAAUACAAAUUAAUUACAGCGCGCGACGACGCUGUCACAGGUCUAGGCUCCGAUUGCACGGAAGAUGCGAAUUGUACGGCUGUUGUAGAAAAUUCAGUUUGUUCAUCCGAUUCCGUCUGCCAAUGUGAUAUAAAAUUUGUAGAGAAUAACGGAAGCUGUGUCCCAGGUAUAUAUGUAGGAGUAGAAUGCACCCAGGAUGCAGAUUGUGCAACUAUUGAUAACUCACGUUGCGGUAUCUCUGGAACUUGCAUAUGUAAACGCGCCCAUUUCGCAUCAACGGAUUUAACAAGUUGCGUUCCAGAACUGGGAGAGUCUUGUACCAACGAUGACACCACGUCCAUCGGAAACUCCUUGUGCAGAAACGGAACCUGGAGUUGUAUCAGCACCAGUGUUUUUUCAACGGACAAUAAAUUUUGUCGAAAGACAACCAAGAAGUACAGGUGGUCUUGUGUCUACAACGAGCAAUGCUAUAUAUUCGGACCAAAUGCAGUAUGUCAAAAUAAAAAAUGCCUCUGCGACGAGGAUUCUCACUUGGAACAAGACGAUGCCUUCUGCUGGCUGAACAAAGGGAUUGGCGAAAGUUGCCAGAAUGAUAAGGAUUGCUAUAUCGAAGGAUUCCACGUGGAUAUAUAUUGCAGGGAUAGUAUAUGCUCGUGUCCUAAUGGUACCCAUCUCAGUGCGAAUGGCACAGCCUGCAUCGACGACGUGGCUGAACUCGGGGGAGCAUGCGAAUCCGACAGUGACUGCGCAAUUGCCAAUUCCGUUUGUUUGGAUGCAGCGUGUGCUUGUGCCGAAUAUCAUUACGAAGUGCAGGGUCAAUGUGUUGGAGGUAUAAACGCUACUUGCUCUACCGAUGCCGAUUGCAAUGCUAAAAAUUCGGUAUGUUCCUCCAACCUGUGCACCUGUAACGACGGCUACGUCAUGUACAGCAUGGAUACCUGUAUUGUCGUUUCGAAUUACGAGGAGGAAUGUCAGUAUGACAUUCAAUGUUCCACGUCAAUGGAUAAUACUGUCUGUAGGAUAGUCCAAGACUCGGAAUCUGAUAACGAGACGAUAACCGGAACGUGCACCUGCGACACUGAUUAUCACAACAGAUAUGGAGCGUGCCUCUCAAAAGCAUUAUUAGGAGAUAGCUGCACAUCUGCUGGUGAAUGUUACGUGGAUUCUGGUCUGGAUGGAGUAGCCUGCCUGAAGGGAGUUUGCAGAUGCGGUUGGUCUUAUAGGCAACUGGAUAAAACAACGUGUAUAUACAGCGACGCCAGCACACUGUUUUUAUCAACAUCGCUUGGACUGACGAUUCUACUUAUGAAAUUUGUAUUCUAACAUAUUACACGUAAGACUCGAAGAUUCUUAUUAUCUAAGAAUCACAGUGUACAGGACUUUUUUUAUAUAAAAAAAAAAGAUACACUCUCGUGCUAAGGUC